Molecule: messenger RNA, 882 nt
Organism: Astyanax mexicanus (Mexican tetra)
Lineage: Eukaryota; Metazoa; Chordata; Actinopteri; Characiformes; Acestrorhamphidae
Product: granzyme B-like
Exons: 5
Coding region: 12-791 (259 amino acids)
Biological process (GO): proteolysis
Molecular function (GO): serine-type endopeptidase activity
Source: RefSeq, a predicted model, not a curated record
AGCGUGAAAACAUGUUGCUGAGCGUCUCGCUGCUCGUCCUUUCCAUCCUUCCUGUAUCAGGAGCGAUGAAGAGUGGUAUUGUUGAAGGACAUGAAGUCAAGCCUCACUCUAGACCCUACAUGGUGUCGGUUCAGCUUAACAAAGAACACAAGUGUGGUGGGAUGCUCAUCAGAGAGGACUAUGUGCUCACUGCAGCCCACUGUCUCAAUGGUUACAAGACUUCUGAGAAAAAACAGAAACUCGAAGUUCUGCUGGGAGCUCAUAACAUCAGUCGAAAGGAGCCGAGUCAGAGGAGAAUCGAAGUGAAGAAAUACAUCAAGCAUCCCUCAUACAAAGAGGGACAACAUAACCACAGCUAUGAUAUCAUGCUACUAAAUCUGAAGAACAAAGCCAAGCUGACCAAGUCUGUACAGAUCAUCACUCUUCCUAAGAACAAUAAAAAUAUUCCAGCCAAUCAGAAUUGUUCUAUAGCAGGCUGGGGUAAGACAGAACCAUGUGGUUCUGCUUCAGAUGUUCUGAAAGAGGUCCGACUCAAACUACAGUUUAACGUCGAAUGUAAGAACAUAUGGCAGAUGUACUUCGAUUCCCAACGCAUGAUCUGCACCGCCUCCGAUGGAGAAAAGGGCUUCUGUCAGGGUGAUUCAGGAAGUCCUCUAAUGUGUAACAACAAACUGACGGGAUUGGCUGUGUUUACGUACCCCGGUAACUGCAUAAAGCGCAAGUACCCAGGAGUGUACAUUAAAGUAGCCUACUUCCAUCCAUGGAUUCAGAAAGAAAUUAAUACCCCCUGAGAUUUAUUUUCUGCUUAUAAUCACACUUCAAUAAAGUGCAUAUUGUAUGAAUCAAGCAUGUUUUCACUCUUCUGUUUAUUUUUUGUCUAAC